CUCCAUUGAAGUCGAGCUAAUAAAGGCACGAUUUUUAGAUUCUCUUUGUCUCUUUCUGGGCUCUCUGCAAAUGGCGGUGCCGGCGGCGGUGGCAGACAAUGGAGGUGUCAAGGUGCGCUUGGCGUCGCAGGCUUAUUUGGAGAGCUAUCCUGUGAAGGAAACCAAGGCUUUGAUAUCAGAGCUUUGCCGUCUAUUCUACAACCACGGAUGGGUCUCUGGUACUGGUGGUAGUAUCACGAUCAAGGUCCAUGAUGACUCCGUCCCCAAGCCUCAGCAACUCAUCGUCAUGUCCCCUUCUGGUGUUCAAAAGGAGAGAAUGGUCCCAGAGGACAUGUAUAUAUUAUCUUCGGACGGCUCCAUCAUAUCUUCACCUUCUCCAAAACCAUACCCACAUAAACCCCCCAAAUGCUCUGAUUGUGCUCCACUUUUCAUGAAGGCAUAUGAAAUGCGCGGUGCUGGAGCUGUUAUCCACAGUCAUGGAAUGGAGUCCUGUCUUGUAACAAUGUUAAAUCCUCUUGCAAAAGAGUUCCGUAUCACUCAUAUGGAGAUGAUAAAAGGAAUCAAGGGUCACGGUUACUAUGAUGAACUUGUGGUCCCAAUAAUAGAGAACACGGCUUAUGAAAAUGAACUUACAGAUUCUCUUGCCAAAGCUAUAGAAGCAUACCCUAAAUCGACUGCUGUACUUGUUCGCAAUCAUGGCAUAUAUGUUUGGGGAGACUCAUGGAUCAAUGCCAAAACUCAGGCUGAAUGCUACCACUAUCUCUUUGAUGCUGCAAUCAAACUUCAUCAACUAGGCUUUGACUGGUCUACUCCAGAACAUGGUCCUAUUCAGAAAGUCAAUGGAAUUUUAGGCAAUGGGAAGAUAAAUGUGAAUGUGAAGGCUGGGACUACAAGCUCAUAUUAUGAAGUUGAGCAAUUGCCACGUUGCAUUUUGCUUGACAUUGAAGGGACUACUACUCCAAUUUCAUUUGUUACCAAUGUCCUCUUUCCAUAUGCCCGUGGCAAUGUUGGCAAGCAUUUGUCUGCAACAUAUGAAACAGCUGAAACACGAGAGGAUAUUGGGUUGUUACGCUCUCAGGUUGAAGAUGACUUGAAACAUGGUGUUGCUGGUGCUCUGUCCAUUCCCUCAGAUGACAUGAGGAAAGAGGAGGUGAUCGCAGCUUUGGUUGCCAAUGUGGAAGCCAUGAUAAAGGCUGAUCGAAAGAUAACUGCCUUAAAACAAUUGCAAGGUCACAUAUGGCAAACUGGAUUUGAGAAAAAUGAACUGGAGGGAGUAGUUUUUGAUGAUGUACCUGAGGCUCUUGAGAAGUGGCAUGCCUUGGGCAAAAAGGUGUACAUAUAUUCUAGUGGUAGCAGGUUGGCCCAGAGGCUUCUAUUUGGGAAUUCAAGCCAUGGUGAUUUGAGAAAGUAUUUAUCUGGAUUUUUUGACACUACAGUGGGAAACAAAAGAGAAACACGCAGUUAUAUCGAAAUCGUGGAGUCUCUGGGAGUUGAUAGUCCCUCUGAUGUAUUAUUUGUGACAGAUGUCUAUCAAGAAGCCAUUGCUGCCAGGGCUGCAGGUUUGAAGGUGGUAAUCUCUAUCAGGCCAGGAAAUGGUCCUCUUCCAGAGAAUCAUGGAUUCAAGACAAUCAAUUCAUUCUCGGAGAUCUAGAGAAAAACUUCUUGCCUGUGUAAUAACUAAUAAUAUCAAACGUGACAUGCUUUAUGUGAAAAAUAAGUAACUUUCAGAGACAAUAGAUCCCAGUUUCGUCACUACCUCCUUCUCAUUCUACAUUACUGCUACUUCUUUUCUUCUUUUCAUUCCCACACAGGUUCUUGUUUAAUUCAACCGAUAAUAACUGUUUAGAUCCUUUGUUGUUUCAUCAAACUUCUUAAUUCAGAAUCCCUUUUAUAUUCUUCGGAGAAAACUGCUCUGAAGCAUGCUGUCUGAUAUUUUAUAUAUAGAAGCUACCCUUUUCAUGGAAUGAAAGAGCUUUCCAACU
This is a messenger RNA of Rubroshorea leprosula, 1982 nucleotides long. NCBI's taxonomy places the organism in Eukaryota, Viridiplantae, Streptophyta, Magnoliopsida, Malvales, Dipterocarpaceae. The record is from the annotation of a GenBank genome assembly.